Rotaria sordida is the source of this 1392-nucleotide messenger RNA. The record is from the annotation of a GenBank genome assembly. NCBI's taxonomy places the organism in Eukaryota, Metazoa, Rotifera, Eurotatoria, Philodinida, Philodinidae.
AUGGCACAGGCAACAAGAACAUUUUGGACACAAGCUGAAGCAUUGGAAUUCAUUAUGAAAAGACAAAAAAAUAAUAAUUCAGGAGAAAUUCUUUAUUUAUUCAGUUUUGAAUCACAACCAGAAGGAAAACGUCGAUAUCAAGUCGCUGAUAUUGAUGUUUUUAUUCAUGAAUAUUAUCAAUUACCAGCUAAUCAACGUCAUACAUAUGAAAUUAUUAUUGAUAAAAAACCAUCAAAACUUUAUUUUGAUCUUGAAUACGAUAUUAGUGCUAAUCCAAAAAUUAAUGGACCUAGAUUAACUACAAAUUUUAUCCAGUUUGUUCUCAAUUUUAUGCGAAAACGAAGUGAUGAUUUGGAUUAUUCUAUUAAAGAUGUUCUUAUUCUGGAUUCAACAUCAACAAAAAAAUUUAGUCGUCAUUUAAUAUUUCAAACAAAAGAUCCAUUUCUUGAUAAUAUAGCCGUUGGUAAAUUUGUUAAUCUUAUCUUAGAAGAUAUUCAUGGUUGUUUAAUAAAUCAUCAAUGUCAAACUGUAAUAAAUUCUUUAACAUCUCAAAUACAAUCAAAUUUUGAUUCAUUAGUUUUUGCAAAAAAUCUUCUUUCAAGUCUUGAAUCUCAUUUAUUACGAUUUGAACAAUGUAAUUGUAUUGAUGAUUAUACACAAUUAAAAUUUAAAGAUAUGAUAGAAUUUAUUGUAAAUAAAAGUGAUGGUAGUGGUAUAACAUGGUUUUGUGAUAUGGGUGUUUAUACAAAAAAUCGAGCAUUUCGAUUACUUCGUUCAAGUAAAUUUGAUAAACAAGAAUGUUUUACUGUUGCACCAGAAAAUCAAUGGAAACCAAUUUUACGACGUGUACGUCCAUCAUCAACUGAACCGAAUGAAACUGAACGACAAACAUUUAUGGCUUCACUUGUUUAUUUUAAUAAACCUAUACGACGUUUUAUUCAUGUUGACGAUGAAAAUUUAACUGCCAUACAAACAAUUAAUUCACGUGUACAACGUUCAAAUCAAUCAUCAUAUAUCACAGAAGAUGUACGAAAAAUGUCAUUAGAUUAUCCUGAAUUAAUUAAUUUUAUGACAAAUAUAGCACGUGAUAAAAAAGAUAAUGGUAGUGGUAUUCGUAUAAGUCGUUUAUAUAAAGUAAAAGAAAUUCAAAAUGAUUUUCGAUGGGUAAUUCAUUUUAUGUAUGUUGGAGAUUAUAAAUAUUGUGAAAAUAUAAAACGUCAUCAUAAACAGAAUAAUAUUUAUUUUAUAGUUGAUAUGCGUAAAGGAACAUAUCGACAAAAAUGUCAUGAUCCAGAUUGUAAAACAUUUCAAGGCAUUGAACAAUCAUUACCAAAACAUGUUACUCCUUGGUUAAUGAUACUUGAUGACGAAUGGGAAAAUCAAACUUCAUAA